CUGGUCAUCACUCUCUCGCCUCCGUCACCAGCAUGAAGACUUAUGUACUCGUCCUCCUGGGUGUGGUCGCCCUGGUCGCCGCCAGACCUGACGUUGACCUCGACGAAAUCCACCAAGAGCAGAACAUCGACGACGACAACACCAUCACCGGCUCCUACAGGUGGACGUCUCCUGAAGGCGUGGAAUACUUCGUCAAGUACAUCGCUGACGAAGACGGUUACCGCGUCCUGGAGUCCAACGCCGUUCCCGCCACCGCUGACGGCGUCAGGGCUGACGGCGCUCAGGGAUCCUUCGUGUCCUCCGAGGACGACGACGACGACGACAGGAAGUAAACAGCAGCAGCAUCCUGCAGGAGAUGUGCUCCCUUGAACACCACGGGCGACAGUCUUGAUGUUAUUGAAGAACUGAGAGACUGACUACUAUCUUUUCCUCUUUAUUCUUUCACUUUCUUACUGAUUGUAUUAUUUAUUUUCUCUCACGAUACUGUUAUUUAUUUAAAUGAAUUAUUAUAUAAAGACUAUAAACAAA
Messenger RNA from Procambarus clarkii (red swamp crayfish), 528 nucleotides. Its product is annotated as cuticle protein 16.8-like. Lineage: Eukaryota; Metazoa; Arthropoda; Malacostraca; Decapoda; Cambaridae. The record is from RefSeq and is a predicted model, not a curated record. Gene Ontology annotation, cellular component: chitin-based extracellular matrix. Gene Ontology annotation, molecular function: structural constituent of chitin-based larval cuticle.